Messenger RNA from Artibeus jamaicensis (Jamaican fruit-eating bat), 711 nucleotides. RefSeq names its product intestine specific homeobox (gene ISX). Gene Ontology annotation, molecular function: DNA-binding transcription factor activity, RNA polymerase II-specific; RNA polymerase II transcription regulatory region sequence-specific DNA binding. NCBI's taxonomy places the organism in Eukaryota, Metazoa, Chordata, Mammalia, Chiroptera, Phyllostomidae. The transcript is spliced from 4 exons. Bases 1 to 711 code for a protein of 236 amino acids. The record is from RefSeq and is a predicted model, not a curated record. Gene Ontology annotation, biological process: regulation of transcription by RNA polymerase II.
AUGGAGAACGAGGUGGUCCCUGCUCUCUGCCGGGCUACCGAGAGGCAGAACUCGGGAUGCAGCGAAGUCCCCAAGAAACUGGGCCUGUCCUUCUCCAUCGAGGAGAUCUUAAAGAGGCCCACCGAGAGGAGCAACAGGGUCCCACGGGAAGGGGCAAGUGGACCGGACACCGGGAAAGCAGAAGGUGCAGACUCCAGGCCUGAGAAGCCCCAACAGGACCAGCCCCACGGAGAGAGGAAGAGCAAGCGGAGGGUCCGAACCACCUUUACCACAGAGCAGCUAUGUGAGCUAGAGAAAAUCUUCCACUUCACCCACUACCCAGACAUCCACGUCCGCAACCAGCUGGCAGCCAGGAUCAACCUCCCAGAAGCCCAAGUACAGAUCUGGUUCCAGAAUCAACGAGCCAAGUGGCGGAAGCAGGAGAGGACCGGUGGUGCCCCUAGGGCUUCACAGCAGCUGAGUGAGGCGCACUUGGCCCCGGCCACAAAUCCGGACGUGACCGGUCCCCUGCUGCCACCCCCUGCACUGCCCAGGCUGGCUCCUCCCACAGGGUGUUAUCCACCAGCUCAAGGUCAGCCAGCCUCUGCCUGGUUCCCUGCCUGGACAUCGCCUCUCCCGGGGCCCCUCCUCCAGCAGACCUGCAUCCCUGUCCUCUGCUUCCUUCCACCUCCACACCCGAAAUGGGGCCGCAUCUGCACCACUUCAACAUAG